Penicillium crustosum is the source of this 390-nucleotide messenger RNA. RefSeq lists its product as uncharacterized. The transcript has 2 exons. Lineage: Eukaryota; Fungi; Ascomycota; Eurotiomycetes; Eurotiales; Aspergillaceae. The record is from RefSeq and is a predicted model, not a curated record. The coding region runs from base 1 to 390 and encodes 129 amino acids.
AUGAUACUACAAUUUCUCCGAAGUCUUUCUCGGAUUUUGGCGGGUGGGCUCGCUCUUGCCGAGGUUGGUGCUCAAUUCGCGGAGGACAAUGUGCGGAUUCUACGGCGGAAAAGGCAGUCGAAUACUGCUAGAACAAAGCGCAGGCUUCCGGAACUAGGCCCUCGCCUAGUUAAGGACUGUAAAAAGCAUAUUUCCGACCGUGCCGACCGAGAAAGACUACAAAUGUUCAACCGGUCGAAGAAAGCAUGGCGGGACGCCGCUAUUUUAAAAGCAAUUGAGGACGGCGACAUUGAGGAUACAGGUGAAAUUCAGGAGGAUCCCGAUACAGAAAUGGCCCCAGAAUGGAUAGAUAAUCUUUAUUAUGUUGAUACUACUGGGGACGUUAUUUAA